AUGUUCAUAUCACGACCGUCCAUUCGAGCCCUCGCGGCAACAAGUCUUCUGGCAAGUCACUGUUCUGCUGAAUGCUGGCGAAACUCGACUUGCGACGGACCAAGUUCUGCGUCGUUCCCAGGAGCUUGGGACAAAUACAACUAUGCACCUACAUCUCGAAACAUUGCACCAAAGUACAUCUUAUCAUCACUAUCUGGAGCGAACAUCUCCGACUUUAAAGCACCGGUCAAUCUAUCCAGCCAGAUCGACGGCCUGGUCUUUGACUUUGGCGUCGAAGUGGGUGGCAUCGUGACCAUCGACUACAAGCUCUCCGAGUCCCCCAACGCCACUCUCGGCCUCGCUUUCACAGAGGCGAAAGACUACAUUGGCCGCAAGUCAGACAACUCGAAUGGAGGCACCGGACAAGACGGCGCUCUCGCGUACAACAUAACCUCGAGCGCUGCAGGAACCUACGUCAUGCCCGACUCGAAGCUGCGCGGCGGCUUCCGCUACCUGACUCUAUUCCUCACGCCUGCCGACUCAUCGUCAACCGUCUCGCUGGAGAUCCGCAAUAUCAGUCUGGAGAUCAGCUUCCAGCCGACGUGGUCCGAUCUCAGGGCUUAUCAGGGAUACUUCCACUCCAGCGACGAGCUCCUUAACAAGAUUUGGUACAGCGGGGCGUAUACCAUCCAGACGAACUCCGUGCCGGGCAGGACUGGUCGCGUGUCUGGUACGAGUGGACGCACGAGCUGGCAGAAUGACGCUUACAUUGGGCCUGGGGAGACUGUCCUGCUGGAUGGAGCGAAGCGUGAUCGCUGGGUCUGGAUUGGGGAUAUGGGCACUGCGGUGCCUUCUGCGUUUGUGAGUACCGGCGACAUGGAGAGCACGAAGAAUGCGCUCUUGGCGAUCUACAACUACCAGUCUGCCGACGGUACUUUGCCAAAAGCCGGUCCACCGUAUCUCUCGAGCGACACCUACCAUCUGUGGACACUGGUCGGCACUUACAACUACUUCUUGUACACCGGCGACACGGAUUUCAUGACUUCCAUCUGGCCCAAGUACCUCAAAGCGAUCAACCUCAGUAGAAGCAAAGUCACAUCCAAGGGUAUUAUGAACGUAACUGGCGCUGCGGACUGGGGUCGAUGGACAUACUCCACUGAGCGCAGCUCAGCGAGCAUGCUAUUAUAUCGAGCCCUGCGCACCGGUGCCGACAUCGCCUCCUGGUCUCCCACCCUCACGAACGCGAGCAGCUACCAGAAAGAAUGGACCAGCGCCGCGAGCAAGCUACAAACGUCCAUCAUGACUGAAAUAUGGGAUGACAGCAAGGGGGCAUUCAAAGAAAGUCCCAACAACACGUCGCUGUACCCUCAAGACGCGAAUAGCAUGACAGUCGCCUUUGGCGUCGUCUCCGCAGACAGCGCCGAAGCGCAAAGGGUGUCCGACUACCUCGAAUCAAACUGGACCCCGAUCGGCCCUCAUUGCCCCGAACUCAAGAAUAACGUGUCGCCAUUCAUCUCCAGCAUCGAGAUCGCCUCGCACUUCCGGACGGGACGCCCCGAUCGGGCCUUGCAGCUUAUCCGAGACGCGUGGGGCUGGUACCUGAACAACCCUAAUGGCACGCAGUCUACCGUCGUAGAGGGUUAUCUCAUCGAUGGAACCUGGGGCUAUCGAGGAGAUCGGGGUUACCGGAAUGAUCCGUCCUACAUCUCGCAUGCUCAUGGGUGGAGCAGCGGUCCAACUUCAACUAUGACGGAGUAUCUUGUCGGGCUGAGGGUCAUCAAGCCCGGCGGAAGCGAGUGGCAGCUCAAGCCUGUGUUGAGUGAGCUCUUAGAGGCUGAGGCUGGGUUUACGACGAGUUUGGGCAAGUUUUCUGCAAAGUUCACGGUUGGAGAUGAUGGAACGGCUGUCGUUGAAUGGGACACACCGGCGUCGACUCGGGGAUAUUUGGUGCUUCCGGGACAGAAAUCCGUCUGGGUCAAUGGCGGAAAAGGCAAUACAACGGUCAAUAUUUAG
Messenger RNA from Colletotrichum acutatum, 1992 nucleotides. RefSeq names its product alpha-rhamnosidase. The coding region runs from base 1 to 1992 and encodes 663 amino acids. The record is from RefSeq and is a predicted model, not a curated record. Gene Ontology annotation, biological process: carbohydrate metabolic process. The transcript is spliced from 4 exons. NCBI's taxonomy places the organism in Eukaryota, Fungi, Ascomycota, Sordariomycetes, Glomerellales, Glomerellaceae.